AGGGAGGAGGAGCUGACCAGCCCGAGGCUGCGGCUUGUUUCCAUGGCAGCCUCCCACACCUCACUGGUACCCAACCCAGCAGUAGCACGAGAACCAGUCCGAGCAUCCUUAACAGACCCAGCACAGCACCCAGCCUUGCCUUCCGCCUGCUCCGUCCUGGGGACUUCGCUUGCCUUCAUACAUCCUCCGUCCCACCAGCAGGACCAUGUCCACUCACCCUCUUCAGGGCCGAUCGCAGCCCAAGUCCCCUUUCCGGAAGCGAGGCAGCCUGCAGAGCACAGCGAGUCCUGACCUCCGGAGAGCCUGCUGCACUCUCACCACCCAGCGCUCCCUCCCAGGAACACCAGUGUCCAUCCCACUGCUCCCCAUCGACCUACGGACCUCCAUGGACGAGAAGUACCGGGAGAUCGCCCAGGAGCUGUUCUCACGCAGCCUGGUUGACAGUGAGAUGCGCAGCGCCCCCUACCAGUUCCCAGAGGACUGUCCUAUAGAACAGCUGGAGGAACGGCGCCAUCGCCUGGAGAGACAGAUCAGUCAGGAUGUCAAACUGGAGCCCGAGAUCCUGCUUCGGGCCAAGCAGGACUUCAUGAAAACAGACAGUGCAGCUGACCUUGAGCUUUUGAUAGAGCAGGAUGAGUGUUCCGCGGAGCAGACCUUCACCCGGGACAGAGAGCCGGCCCUGGAGAGGGAGUACCAGCGGGUUACUAUCUCUGGAGAGGAGAAAUGUGGGGUGCCCUUCACAGACCUGCUGGACGCCGCCAAGUGCGUGGUGAGGGCCUUGCUCAUCCGACAGAAGUACACGGCACUGUCUCUCCAGAGCUUCUGCAGCACGACGGCACACUUCCUGCAGGAGCUGGGCGGGAGGCCACCAGUGGCAGUGCCAGAGGCUCCCGUCAUUGCAGACACCCCCGUGCACCCCCCUGCUUCAAAGACGCACCCCUACGAGAACCAAGAGCCUAAGAAGAUGCCAGCUGACCUGGGCUUCGGAUGCAAGAUGGUCGACGGUGUGGUCCAUGUCUAUCCCAGCAGGAAUGCGCUAGAAGGCAGCACCGAGCUGGACCUGCCCUACCCUGACCUGCAGGAGUACAUCGGUGACAUGAGUGUUAUGAUGGCCCUCAUCAUCAACGGCCCAGUGAAGUCCUUCUGCUAUCGCCGGCUGCAGUAUCUGAGCUCCAAGUUUCAGAUGCACAUUCUGCUGAAUGAGAUGAAGGAGCUGGCAGCACAGAAGAAGGUCCCACACCGAGACUUCUACAACAUCCGCAAGGUGGACACUCACAUCCACGCUUCCUCCUGCAUGAACCAGAAGCACCUCCUUCGGUUCAUCAAGCGAGCUAUGAAAAAGAGCCUGGGUGAGAUUGUGCACAUGGCGAAGGGCAAGGGCCAGACUCUCUCUGAGGUGUUCGAGAGCAUGAACCUCACGGCCUUCGACUUGAGCGUCGACACCCUGGAUGUUCAUGCCGACCGAAACACCUUCCAUCGCUUUGACAAGUUCAACGCAAAGUACAACCCCAUCGGGGAAUCUAUCCUGCGUGAGAUCUUCAUCAAAACAGAUAAUUAUAUUGAGGGCAAAUACUUUGGACACAUCAUUAAGGAGGUGAUGGCUGACUUGGAGGAGAGCAAGUACCAGAAUGCGGAGCUGAGGCUGUCAGUGUAUGGGCGCUCGCGUGACGAGUGGGACAGCCUGGCACACUGGGCUGUCCGUCACGGCGUCUACUCUGACAACGUGCGCUGGCUCAUCCAGGUGCCCCGCCUCUUUGAUGUCUACCACUCUAAGAAACAGCUGGCCAACUUCCAAGAGAUGCUGGAGAACAUCUUCCUUCCGCUCUUUGAGGCUACCAUCGACCCCCGCAGCCACCCUGAGCUCCACCUCUUUCUCCAGCAUGUGGUUGGCUUUGACAGCGUGGAUGAUGAGUCCAAGCCAGAACAGCACAUCUUCAACCUGGACAGCCGCCUGCCAGGCAACUGGACGGAGGAGGACAACCCACCCUACUCCUACUAUCUCUACUACAUGUACGCCAACAUGACUGUGCUCAACCAUCUGCGCAGGAGGCGGGGCUUUGACACAUUUGUGCUCCGCCCACACUGUGGAGAGGCGGGGCCUAUCCACCACCUGGUGUCAGGUUUCAUGCUGUCAGAGAACAUCUCCCAUGGGCUGCUGCUCAGAAAGGCACCUGUGCUCCAGUACCUGUACUAUCUGGCUCAGGUUGCCAUCGCCAUGUCCCCCCUCAGCAACAACAGCCUGUUCCUUAGCUACCACCGCAACCCCCUCCCUGAGUACCUGUCCCGUGGCCUCAUCGUCUCGCUGUCGACCGACGACCCCCUGCAGUUCCACUUCACCAAGGAGCCCCUGAUGGAGGAGUACAGCAUCGCUGCCCAGGUGUGGAAGCUGAGCUCCUGCGAUAUGUGUGAGCUGGCCAGGAACAGCGUGCUGAUGAGCGGCUUCUCCCACCGGGUGAAGAGCCAUUGGCUGGGGCCCAACUACACGAAAGAGGGCCAGGAGGGCAACGACAUCAGGCGCAGUAAUGUGCCAGACAUCCGCGUGGCGUACCGCUCCGAGACUCUGUGCGAGGAGCUGCAGCUCAUCACCCAGGCAGUCUGCUCCGAGGAGCUGGAGUCCAUCGAGGAGGAGGACAACCUGUCCAUGGCUGCCGUCUCGGGGUCCUGCUAAGCCCCAGGCGAGGAGCCUUCGCUCUCUCUCACGUGUCUGUAACCUGCUAAAGGGUCAGCGUGGGACGGAUUUCUUGGUGCUCUGUGUAUGGGUACAUGCAUAUGUGUUUCCACAAUUGGGAGGGGCGGGGUACAUAAACUCAGAAUGCGAUUCUGAUAGCCAAUGGGCAGCCAGCGUUCUGUGGCUCUGAGCACACAUACACAGAAAUUUUUCUGGGAGCCCUCUUCCAUGUAGUGUUGGGAUGCCGACUGUAGUGUUACUGUAACGUUCUGUGAGUGUUAAGAGACAGGCAGCCAUCCGCACUCCGCCGUCUGAGCGGCCUGGACAGAGCCUCCCGGCAGGGCAGUGUGGCGCCAAUCUGCCUCCCGUCGCGGGGCCUUCUGUCUGCAGUCGCUUCAGCCAGUUACUGUACCUUCCCAUUCUUACCCAUUCCAGGGUCACCGUGCUGUUUGCCUUUAAUCCCAAAUUCAUUAAGCCCCCAUCUUACUCCCAUGCCAUAGAUAAAAUUAACAACUAACUGUCCUUCAUGGGCAAUGGACAAUUUAAACUCCCCCUGAUAGGCUUAUGGUGUGAAAUCCACAUUUCUUAAGGGCACUCCUUAUUACGAUAUAAAAAUGGUCAGAGUGGAAGCCAUUAUUGAUUUAAUGGCUGUUUUUACUGCACUGUUGACAAUAUGGAGAUGUACAGUAGUAGAUUCAGGAAGGUUCAGUGGGGCAAACAGGGGUUUUUUUUAAGCAUGUGAUCUCCUCUAUGACCGCAUUUUGUAAUCUGCCUCCUCGAGGCCUUCAUCCCAAAGAAUUAUGGGAAACUUAUUCAUAUGAUGCCAACUAGACAAUAAUCGUGUAGCUCAGUACAAAGAAGUACAUACUUUGACAGCCUAUUGAGCUCAAACAGUAUUUAAUAAUAAAACAAAAGGUGUAUUUUUGUAAAAUAGCCAUAACAGUUAUAUUUGGAUCUAUAUAAAUAUAGGUGACCUUAGUGACUUUUGUUACCCACUGUUAUUAGUUUAGUCCUCUGCAUGUCUUACCAAUAAUGCUAAAACCGUGUUGAUUCUGAUGUUUAUCAUAUGACAUUUGUGUGGCUGUUAUUGGUAGCUGAGUUUCUUGAUGAUCUCUACCCAUAUAUGUGGGAGCCUAUGAAUGGGUUAUUAUUGUAUUUUAGUUUUUAAGUGUUUCCAUUUUGCCUAGAAGUUCCUGCGAUGCAGACAAUAGGAGUUCAUCUGUUCAUGCUUAAAGUGAUUUUAAAAUUAGGCUAACAACAUCCAGCUUAUAUGAAGAUGGUGGGACAUCACCUAUCAGUGGCAUUACAUUGAGUCACAGAGCCACCAUCAGUGAAUGUGGUAACUGGUAACUGGCCGCAUCUCCAGUGCUCAAUCCAUUUCUCAUUUGCUGGUAAAACACACACAUGUAAAAAAAAAAAAAUUACUAGAUUUUUUAAAACAGCCAUUUAUCAGUGAGGAUGGAUAUAGCUAAUGUUACUAUUGUAUUUUUGGACAUAAAUAUCAUCAAGUCUGCCAAUCAAAUAUUUUUUUGGGUAAAGAGCUUCCAGAAUCAAGUAAACGUGGCUGAAAAUAAAUUCAUUAAUCAUGUAGAAGUCUUUAUAAUUCGGUGUUAUAUGGGUGAUGCUAUUUUGGUCCCUGGGAGGAUCUCAUCUGUUGUUAGAUUAAAUUUACAGCCAAAUAACACACUCACCCAGGCCAGGAAGCCACUGUUACAACUGUACUAAAACAAAACGAGGGAACUCUGCUUUUGAACCUCUUUGCGUCAUCAACUAUUACACUAAAUUGUUGACAGAUUGUGUCAAAGUUGUGUUUUUUUUCUCUUAUAGGCGAUUUUUGAUUAUCAUUGCGUUCUGACGUUUUUUUUCCAAGGAUUUGCAGCCUGUGUCAUUUCUGUUGUCACUCUGGUUUUGCUGUAUGAGUAAAAAUUUCUGGCUGCACUGUUUCUGUGUUGCAUGGCUGGUAUAUUUAAAAAAUAAAAUACGUACAUUCA
Messenger RNA from Paramormyrops kingsleyae, 4659 nucleotides. RefSeq names its product adenosine monophosphate deaminase 2b (gene ampd2b). Gene Ontology annotation, cellular component: cytosol. Gene Ontology annotation, biological process: IMP salvage; AMP metabolic process. NCBI's taxonomy places the organism in Eukaryota, Metazoa, Chordata, Actinopteri, Osteoglossiformes, Mormyridae. The record is from RefSeq and is a predicted model, not a curated record. Gene Ontology annotation, molecular function: AMP deaminase activity.